Molecule: messenger RNA, 2486 nt
Organism: Chelonus insularis
Lineage: Eukaryota; Metazoa; Arthropoda; Insecta; Hymenoptera; Braconidae
Gene: aos
Product: protein argos
Exons: 4
Coding region: 1344-2240 (298 amino acids)
Source: RefSeq, a predicted model, not a curated record
GCCUCUGUGUAGUGGAAAGUGAGAAAGGGAACUAAGAGUAGGGGGGAAAAACCAUGAAUGGACAAAAAUUUUUAUGAAUGAAACUACGUUUUUAAUCGUACUUGGAACUUGACUUCAAAAUUACAUCAUUUCUUUUUAUUUUUUUAAUAUGAUUGCAUAAAAGGCUGUCUCUAUUGCAAUACUUGGAAAAAGUAAUUAUAAUUAGAAAGCUAAAUGAACAAUAAAUAUUGUAAUAUUUUCAUUGAAAACAUUUAAUAAAAGACGAUUUCUUGAUAUCUAAGUGAUAGUAAUUCUGGAAAAUGAAAUUUUUCCUGAAAAUAUAGAUAAUUGUUUGAUAAACAUCAGAAGAGUAUUGGUAAUAAUGAAGGUAUUUAUUGAUUGUGUUGUAAUGUGAAUGUUAUAAACGAGAGAAAAAUAGCCGCGGGUGUGAAAGACGAUGGCUAAUGGGGUCCCCACCUGGUGCAGCAGUAGCCGAGAAACUGCGAGAAACGACAAGCGAGGCUGCGUCGAAGCAGUGUUAUAUAGCGUCGAUGUACCAUCAGGGUUGCAUGAGUGGUGGGAGCGAGAGAGCAUAGCAGAAGAGAGACUGCUUGGUUGAAAGCUUGCCUGGUCAGGACGUCGACAAAAGGAAAAGGAACAAGUAAAAUGAUGAGAGAAGACGGAGAAGGGCGAGAUUGGGAGCAGGAGCGAGUAUGAGAGCAGGGUAAGGGGAGAUAGAGAGGAGGCUGAAGUUUGAGGGACAUAGCAAGCGAGAGGUAAGGGUGGGGGCACCCAUUCAUACUUUGCCUCUAGUCUACGACUCCAGUUCACCACGGCAUACCUUCGUGUAUCCCGUGGGCGCCAUUCUACGCCGACACUCACCUACUAUUCGACCUGUUCAAUUUUACUCUCUCAUCUGACCACGACGACGUGAUACAACAGGAGUCCAAUGAAAAGAGAUAUAAUCCUAGGGUUAAGUGUCAAACUGUUUUUCAUUUUUAUUUGAAAACGUGAAUCAAUAAUCGAUCGUUAAUCACCAUACACUUGAAGAAUUCUUAAAACUUCUGUUUUUAAACGUGUUUCAUUGAAUUUACGUUUUAUCUUCUUUCACCAUACUCUAAUAUGUGCUUGAAUUUUAAAUUACGCGGUAUUUUGGCUUUCUAUCAGUUAGUUUGUUUACUGUUAUCUUUGUUAUUAUAAAUACAUGUGUGAUGUGACAGACUAUUUGAAAUUUUGCAAUGUGAUUGUGGUACACUUUUAUCACAUAAACAAUAAACAUCUGAGAUAAACAUUGAAUUCACCAGUUAAUUCUAAAAAACAAGAGAAGUAACGUGUCAAUAUAAAACAUAAAGUUAAACAAAAAAAUGAUGCUCAAAAUGAAAAAUCUAAGGAUAAUAUUAUCGUUGUUAAUUGCUACAUAUUUUACAACCUGUUUGGGUAAUCUUCUGGGACUUGAGUUUGAUGACGCUGGAGAAGAGUUUCUCAAUGAGUAUCUAUCCUUUGAUGAAGAUAGAUAUUUGGCGGAGCUUCAAGACUUUCAGGAUGCGGCCAUCGAGAUUGAUUUAAUUGACACGAAGAAACAUCGACGACAUCCCCAUCAAAAGCCACGAGUUCUUUAUCAAAUUGGGGAAAGUGAAGAAGAACUACCAGAAUGCUCACACAGUGAAGUAUGCAGCAAAGUUGAUCUUUAUGGAGCACCAUGGGUUGAAAGGCAAUGCCGAUGUCCAGAGGGACAUACUUGCCCCAAAAGUCUACAUGCCGAUGAUGGUCAUACGAUAGUUGACAAAACACGGCAGUAUAAGCUCUGUGAACCUGUCAAACGAUUACCUAUAUGCCGUUACUUCAAAGAUGUAACGUGGACACUUGCACCAGGUGGUGGACCCGGAAAUACAACUGUGCAAAAAAUUCAUUGUCGUUGUCGUCCCGGAAGUGUACCCUAUCUUGUGAAAAGACAACCGUAUAGAUCAUCCGAGGGAAACUCUGGCUUUAUCUACGCUUUUGCAUGUUCUCCACAAAGUCGCCUAAGAUGUCAACUGAAAGAACCAUGCAGGCUUUUUACAGUUCGGAAAAGACGUAGUUCUCAGCUAGAGGAAGUAAAUGCAUCACCACUUUGUCAAUGUCCAAAAGGCCACAGGUGUCCCAGAAGACAUACAGACCCUGGUUCACUACCAGCAAGAUCUUAUUCUGGAGUGCUUGAAAUAAAAACCUAUAGUGGUUACUGCGUACCAGCACACCACAAUGAACCAGUUUAUAUUCUAUGAGAAAAGUAUGCAAUAUAAAUUUUUUAAAUUAUAAUAACUACGUUCGAUGGCAGAGAACUUGUAUCAAUUAAUUAUUGUAAAUUUACAAAAUCAUUUUUUAUAUUAUCUUCAAUUUGUUCAAACGCAUCAGAUGUCUACACAGGUUCUGAGUUACCAUAGAAAUUGUGUUUGAAAGAAAAUCAUACAACCUAUUUUAUCAACCGUUGGAGUUAGAAGGUUGAAAAAAAAAACAAAAAAAUUAAAAAA